Messenger RNA from Pteronotus mesoamericanus, 20374 nucleotides. It is a transcript of the gene KMT2D, whose product is annotated as lysine methyltransferase 2D. Gene Ontology annotation, molecular function: histone binding; transcription coactivator activity; histone H3K4 methyltransferase activity. Gene Ontology annotation, cellular component: MLL3/4 complex; nucleus. The record is from RefSeq and is a predicted model, not a curated record. The transcript has 56 exons. Lineage: Eukaryota; Metazoa; Chordata; Mammalia; Chiroptera; Mormoopidae. The coding region runs from base 671 to 17560 and encodes 5629 amino acids. Gene Ontology annotation, biological process: positive regulation of transcription by RNA polymerase II.
AAGGUGGGGGGCUCGAAGCCGCCGAGGGCGAGCGCUCGGGGUCGAGGAGCCCGGCGCUGGGUGUGUGUCAGGUUCAGCCCUGCGGCCCCGCCGUCUCCGCGUCGUCGUAGCUCGCGCGGCCCCGGGGCGCCGGCCCGGGCGGGGAGAGGGGCUCGGUGCUCCUGCGAGGGUCUCACGUUCCAUCCGGGCCCGGCGCGGGGCGGCGCGGCAUUCCUUCCGGGCUGCUGGGGAGGCGCCUCGACGUUCCAUCUGGAGAACCUCGACGUUCCGCCCGAGCCCAGCGCGGGCGGCUUGGCCCUAGGACUGAGAGGCCGCCCGACGACGCGGAUGCGGAGCCUGCUCGCCCAAGAUCAAAGCCACCGGUGCUCUCUUUGUGUCCGCUCGAGAUUCGCCGCCCUCGGGCUGUCCAUGGAAACCUAAACUGCUGGAACCUGAAGCAUAGAACCCCUCUUUGGCUUCUUGCUUUUUUUGGAGGGGAGGGUGGCCACUCCGACCUGGAUUUACCGUUCUUGGCCCCCUUAAGCCCCCCCGUGCGGGGGGCGGCUGUGAUCGCUCUGGCGGUUGGAGGUCGGGGAGCGGCCCGGGCUCUGGCCAUGUUCUCGGAUGAGGAUUUCUGGAUCGCCCUGUGAAGAGGUCUCCCCGAGAGGGCCCUGCCCAGUCGGAGAGAGGGAUGGACAGCCAGAAGCCGCCUGGUGAGGAUAAAGAUUCAGAACCGGCAGCUGAUGGACUUGCAGCCUCUGAGGAGUCAGGCGCCACUGAGGCAGACCUUCCCAACCCACAUGUGGUGGAGGUCUCUGUGCCCAGUUCUGGGGGUCCCAGGCUUCAGGAGCCUCCCCAGGACUGCAGUGGGGGUCCAGUGCGGCGUUGUGCUCUCUGUAACUGCGGGGAGCCCAGUCUGCAUGGGCAGCGGGAGCUACGGCGCUUUGAGUUGCCAUUUGACUGGCCCCGGUGUCCAGUGGUGUCCCCUGGGGGGAACCCAGGGCCCAAUGAGGCAGCACUGCCCAGUGAGGACCUAUCACAGAUUGGUUUCCCUGAGGGCCUGACACCUGCCCACCUAGGAGAACCUGGAGGGUCCUGCUGGGCUCACCAUUGGUGUGCUGCGUGGUCGGCUGGCGUAUGGGGGCAGGAAGGCCCAGAACUAUGUGGUGUGGACAAGGCCAUCUUCUCAGGGAUCUCACAGCGCUGCUCCCACUGCACCAGGCUUGGUGCCUCCAUCCCUUGCCGCUCACCUGGAUGUCCACGGCUUUACCACUUCCCCUGUGCAACUGCCAGCGGUUCCUUCUUAUCCAUGAAAACACUGCAGCUGCUAUGCCCGGAGCACAGCGAGGGUGCCGCACAUCUGGAGGAGGCUCGUUGUGCAGUAUGUGAGGGGCCAGGGGAAUUGUGUGACCUGUUCUUCUGUACUAGCUGUGGGCAUCACUAUCAUGGGGCUUGCCUGGACACUGCUCUGACUGCCCGCAAGCGUGCUGGCUGGCAGUGCCCUGAAUGCAAAGUGUGCCAAGCCUGCAGGAAACCUGGGAAUGACUCUAAGAUGUUGGUCUGUGAGACAUGUGACAAAGGAUACCAUACCUUCUGCCUAGAACCACCUAUGGAGGAACUGCCUGCUCACUCUUGGAAGUGCAAGGCAUGCCGGGUAUGCCGGGCCUGUGGGGCAGGCUCAGCAGAGCUGAAUCCUAACUCUGAGUGGUUUGAGAACUACUCAAUCUGUUACCGCUGUCACAAAGCCCAGGGAGGACAGCCUAUCAGUUCCGUUACUGAGCAGCAUCCUGCUGUCUGUUGUAGAUUCUCACCCCCAGAGCCUGGCGAUCCCCCCACUGAUGAGCCCGAUGCUCUGUACGUUGCAUGCCAAGGGCAGCCAAAGGGUGGGCACGUGACCUCUAUGCAACCCAAGGAACCGGGGCCCCUGCAAUGUGAAGCCAAACCACUAGGGAGAGCAGGAGCCCAACUUGAGCCCCAUUUGGAGGCCCCCCUAAAUGAGGAGAUGCCACUGCUGCCCCCACCGGAGGAGUCACCCCUGUCCCCACCACCUGAGGAAUCACCCACAUCCCCGCCGCCUGAGGCAUCGCGUCUGUCCCCACCGCCUGAGGAAUCACCCCUCUCUCCACCGCCUGAGGAGUCUCCUCUGUCUCCCCCACCUGAAUCACCAUCACCUUUUUCUCCACUGGAGGAGUCGCCCUUUUCUCCACCAGAGGAGUCACCCCCGUCUCCUCCACUUGAGACACCCCUCUCCCCACCACCUGAAGCAUCACCCCUGUCUCCACCAUUUGAGGAGUCUCCCCUGUCGCCCCCACCCGAGGAAUUGCCCACUUCCCCACCACCUGAAGCAUCUCGCCUGUCUCCACCACCUGAGGAGUCACCCAUGUCCCCUCCACCUGAAGAGUCACCCAUGUCUCCACCACCUGAGGCAUCACGUCUGUUCCCACCAUUUGAAGAAUCACCGCUGUCCCCUCCACCAGAGGAGUCUCCCCUCUCCCCACCACCUGAGGCAUCACGCCUUUCCCCACCUCCUGAGGACUCACCCAUGUCCCCACCACCUGAAGACUCACCUAUGUCCCCUCCACCUGAGGUAUCACGCCUAUCCCCCUUGCCUGAGUUGUCACGCCUGUCCCCACCACCUGAGGAAUCUCCUCUGUCCCCACCACCUGAGGAGUCUCCUACUUCCCCUCCACCUGAGGCUUCACGCCUAUCCCCACCACCUGAGGAUUCACCCACAUCCCCACCACCUGAAGACUCACCUGCUUCCCCGCCACCAGAGGACUUGCUCAGGUCUGCACCGCUGGAGGAGUCCCCCCUGUCGCCACUGCCUGAGGAGCCACAUCUGUCCCCAGUGCCUGAGGAGCCACGCCUAUCCCCUACGCCUGAGGAGCCGCGCCUGUCCCCCCGGCCCGAGGAGCCUCAUCUCUCCCCCCAGCCUGAGGAGCCUCAUCUCUCUCCCCGGCCUGAGGAGCCGCGCCUGUCCCCCCGGCCUGAGGACCCGCGCCUGUCCCCCCGGCCUGAGGAGCUGCGCCUGUCCCCCCGGCCUGAGGAGCUGCGCCUGUCCCCCCGGCCUGAGGAGCUGCGCCUGUCCCCCCGACCUAAGGAGCUGUACCUGUCCCCCCGGCCUGCAGAGCUGCGCCUGUCUCCUGCACCAGACGAACUGCUUAUGUCGCCCCAGCCUGAGGAACUGUGCCUAACCCCUGCACCUGAGGAGCUGCACCUGUCCUCCCAGCCUGAGGAACUGCACCUGUCCCCCAUGCCUGAGGAGCCACAGCCAUCUCUGGUGCCUGAGGAGCUGCGCCUGGCUUGCCAGCCUGAGGAACCACGCCUGUUCCCCCAGCCUGAGGAGCUACACCUGUCCCCCCAGGCUGAGGAGCUACAUCUGUCCCCUCAGCCCAAGGAACCACACCUGUCCCCUCAACCUGAAGAGCCCCUUGAGGAGCCAGGCCUAUGCUCUGCACGUGAGGAAUUGCCCUUGUUCCUCCCACCUGGGGAGCCACCCUUAUCCCCCUUGCUUGGAGAGCCGGCCCUGUCUGAGCCUGGGGAACCACCUCUGUCACCUCUGCCUGAGGAGCUGCCGUUGUCCCCAUCUAGGGAGCCUUCCUUGUCACCUCAGCUAAUGCCACCAGAUUCUCUUCCUCCUCCGCUCUCACCCAUCAUCACAGCUGCAGCUCCACCAGCCCUCUCUCCUUUGGGGGAGUUAGAGUACCCCUUUGGUGCCAAGGGGGACAGUGACCCUGAGUCACCAUUGGCAGCCCCCAUCCUAGAGACACCCAUUAGCCCUCCACCGGAAGCUAACUGCACCGACCCUGAGCCUGUGCCCCCUAUGAUCCUUCCCCCAUCUCCAGGCUCCCCAAUGGGGCUGACCUCUCCCAUCCUGAUGGAGCCCCUUCCCCCUCAGUGUUCUCCACUCCUCCAGCGUUCCCUGCCUCCCCAGAACUCCCCUCCUUCCCAGUGCUCUCCUCCUGCUCUGCCACUGUCCAUCCCCUCCCCACUGAGUCCCAUGGAGAAGGCAGUGGAGGUCUCAGAUGAGGCUGAGCCACCUGAGAUGGAGACUGAGAAAGUCUCUGAACCUGAAUGCCCAGCCUUGGAGCCCAGCCCUACUAGUCCUCUCCCCUCCCCCCUGGAGAACCUUUCCUGCCCUGCGCCCAGCCCUGCCCCAGCCCUGGAUGACUUCUCUGGCCUGGGUGAAGACACAGCCCCUCUGGAUGGGACUGACACUCCUGAUUCCCAGCCAGAGGCUGGGCAGACCCCUGGCAGUUUGGCUAGUGAACUUAAGGGUUCCCCUGUGCUCCUGGACCCCGAGGAGCUGGCCCCUGUGACCCCUAUGGAGGUCUAUGGCCCAGAAUGCAAGCAGACAGGGCAGGGCUCACCCUGUGAAGAGCAAGAGGAGCCACAUGCACCAGUAGCCCCUACUCCACCUGCUCUCAUCAAAUCUGACAUCGUUAAUGAGAUCUCCAAUCUGAGCCAGGGCGAUGCCAGUGCCAGUUUCCCUGGUUCGGAGCCCAUGCUGGGCUCUCCUGACCCUGAGGGGGGUGGCUCCUUAUCUAUGGAGUUGGGGGUAUCUACAGAUGUUAGUCCUGCCCGAGAUGAAGGCUCCCUUCGGCUCUGUACUGACUCUCUGCCAGAGACUGAUGACUCGCUGUUGUGUGAUACUGGGACAGCUGUCAGUGGAAGCAAAGCUGAGGGGGACAAAGGGAGGCGGCGCAGCUCCCCGGCUCGUUCCCGCAUUAAACAGGGUCGCAGCAGUAGUUUCCCAGGAAGACGCCGGCCACGUGGAGGAGCACAUGGAGGACGUGGGAGAGGACGGGCCCGGCUAAAAUCAACCACUUCUUCCAUUGAGACUCUGGUAGUUGCUGAUAUCGAUAGCUCUCCCAGCAAGGAAGAAGAAGAUGAUGAUGACGACACCAUGCAAAAUACUGUGGUUCUCUUCUCCAACACAGACAAGUUUGUCCUAAUGCAGGACAUGUGUGUGGUAUGUGGCAGCUUUGGCCGGGGGGCAGAGGGCCACCUCCUUGCCUGUUCCCAGUGUUCACAGUGCUAUCAUCCAUACUGUGUCAACAGCAAGAUCACCAAGGUGAUGCUGUUAAAGGGCUGGCGUUGCGUGGAGUGCAUCGUGUGUGAGGUGUGCGGCCAGGCCUCAGACCCCUCACGCCUGCUGCUCUGUGAUGACUGUGACAUUAGCUACCACACGUACUGCUUGGACCCCCCACUGCUCACCGUGCCGAAGGGCGGCUGGAAGUGCAAGUGGUGUGUGUCAUGUAUGCAGUGUGGGGCCGCCUCCCCUGGCUUCCACUGUGAAUGGCAGAAUAGUUACACACACUGUGGGCCUUGUGCCAGCCUGGUGACCUGCCCUAUCUGUCAUGCCCCAUAUGUGGAAGAGGACCUUCUGAUCCAGUGCCGCCAUUGUGAACGGUGGAUGCAUGCCGGCUGCGAGAGCCUUUUCACGGAGGAUGAUGUGGAGCAGGCAGCUGAUGAGGGCUUUGACUGUGUCUCCUGCCAGCCUUACGUGGUAAAGCCUGCUGCUCCUGUUGCACCUCCAGAGUUGGUGCCUAUGAAGGUGAAAGAGCCAGAGCCCCAGUACUUUCGCUUCGAGGGUGUGUGGCUGACAGAAACUGGCAUGGCUGUCCUGCGUAACCUUACCAUGUCACCCCUACACAAGCGGCGCCAGCGGCGAGGACGGCUUGGCCUCCCAGGAGAGGCUGGGCUGGAAGGUUCUGAGCCCUCAGAUGCCCUUGGUCCUGAUGACAAGAAGGACGGGGACCUGGACACCGAUGAGCUACUCAAGGGUGAAGCUGGUGUGGAGCACAUGGAAUGUGAAAUUAAACUGGAGGGCCCCGUCAGCCCCGACGUGGAGCCUGGCAAGGAAGAGACAGAGGAGAGCAAAAAACGCAAACGAAAACCCUAUAGGCCUGGCAUUGGUGGCUUCAUGGUGCGACAGCGGAAAUCCCACACACGUGUGAAAAAGGGGCCUGCUGCACAGGCGGAGGUGUUGAGUGGGGAUGGGCAGCCCGACGAGGGUGAGACGGCGAUGCCUGCUGACCUGCCAGUAGAGGGCUCUAUAGACCAGAGCUUAGCUGAUGUGGAUGAGAAAAAGAAGCAGCAGCGGCGAGGGCGCAAGAAGAGCAAACUAGAGGACAUGUUUCCUGCGUACCUGCAGGAGGCCUUCUUUGGGAAGGAGCUGCUGGACCUGAGCCGAAAAGCCCUUUUUGCUGUUGGAGUGGGCCGUCCAAGCUUUGCACUCGGAACCCCGAAAGUCAAGGGGGAUGGAGGCUCAGAUAGGAAGGAGCUCCCCACCUUACAGAAAGGAGAUGAUGGUGCAGAGGUUGCAGAUGAAGAAUCUCGUGGCCCUGAAGGCAAAGCUGAUACCCCAGGUCCUGAGGAUGGGGGUGUAAAGGCAUCCCCAGUGCCCAGUGACCCCGAGAAACCAAGCACCCCAGGAGAGGGGAUGCUUAGCUCAGACUUAGACAGGAUUCCCACAGAAGAGCUGCCCAAGAUGGAAUCCAAGGACUUGCAGCAGCUCUUUAAGGAUGUUCUGGGUUCCGAACGAGAGCAGCAUCUGGGUUGUGGAACCCCUGGCCUAGAUGGCAGCCGCACACCACUGCAGAGGCCCUUUCUUCAAGGUGGACUUCCUUUGGGCAAUCUCCCCUCCAGCAGCCCAAUGGACUCCUACCCGGGCCUCUGCCAGUCCCCAUUCUUGGAUUCUAGGGAGCGCGGGGGCUUCUUUAGCCCGGAACCUGGUGAACCAGACAGCCCCUGGACAGGCUCAGGGGGCACUACGCCCUCCACCCCUACUACACCCACCACAGAGGGUGAGGGCGAUGGGCUGUCCUAUAACCAGCGGAGUCUUCAGCGCUGGGAGAAGGAUGAGGAGUUGGGCCAACUCUCCACCAUCUCGCCUGUGCUCUAUGCCAACAUUAACUUUCCCAAUCUCAAGCAAGAUUACCCAGACUGGUCUAGCCGUUGCAAACAAAUAAUGAAGCUCUGGAGGAAAGUUCCAGCUGCUGACAAAGCCCCCUACCUGCAAAAGGCCAAAGAUAACCGGGCAGCUCACCGCAUCAACAAGGUGCAAAAGCAGGCGGAGAGCCAGAUCAACAAACAGACCAAGGCGGGCGACAUGGCCCGUAAGACUGACCGACCGGCCCUACAUCUCCGCAUUCCCCCCCAGCCAGGGGCACUGGGCAGUCCGCCCCCUGCUGCGGCCCCCACCAUUUUCAUUGGCAGCCCCACUACCCCCGCCGGCUUGUCUACCUCUGCGGACGGGUUCCUGAAGCCGCCGGCGGGCACAGUGCCCGGCCCCGACUCGCCCGGUGAGCUCUUCCUCAAGCUCCCACCCCAGGUGCCUGCCCAAGUGCCUUCGCAGGACCCCUUUGGACUGGCCCCUGCCUACACUCUGGAGCCCCGCUUCCCUACGGCACCACCCACCUAUCCUCCCUUUCCUAGUCCAACUGGGGCCCCCGCACAGCCCCCAACGCUGGGCGCCUCAUCUCGUCCUGGGACUGGCCAGCCAGGGGAAUUCCACACUACCCCUCCUGGCACUCCCCGACACCAGCCCUCCACACCCGACCCCUUUCUCAAACCCCGUUGCCCCUCAUUGGACAACCUGGCUGUGCCUGAGAGCCCUGGGGUAGGGGGUGGCAAGGCUUCUGAGCCCCUGCUGUCACCCCCACCUUUUGGGGAGUCUCGGAAAGCCCUAGAGGUGAAGAAGGAAGAGCUUGGGGCAUCCUCUCCUAGCUAUGGGCCCCCAAACCUGGGCUUUGUUGACUCACCCUCCUCAGGCCCCCACCUGGGCAGCCUGGAGUUAAAGGCACCUGAUGUCUUCAAAGCCCCCCUGACCCCUCGGGCAUCUCAGGUAGAGCCCCAGAGCCCAGGCUUGGGCCUAAGGCCCCAGGAGCCAUCCCCUGCCCAGGGUUUGGCCCCUUCUCCCCCUAGCCACUCGGAUAUCUUUCGCCCUGGCCCCUACCCUGACCCUUACACUCAGCCCCCAUUGACCCCUCGCCCCCAACCCCCACCCCCUGAGAGCUGCUGUGCCCUGCCCCCUCGAUCACUGCCCUCUGACCCUUUCUCCCGAGUGCCUGCUAGUCCCCAGUCCCAAUCCAGCUCCCAGUCCCCACUGACACCCCGUCCUCUGUCUGCUGAGGCUUUCUGCCCAUCCCCUGUGACUCCUCGCUUCCAGUCCCCUGACCCUUAUUCCCGCCCGCCCUCUCGCCCUCAGUCCCGUGACCCAUUUGCCCCAUUGCAUAAGCCACCCCGACCCCAGCCCCCUGAAGUUGCCUUUAAGUCUGGGCCUCUAGCCCACACUCCACUGGGGGCUGGGGGCUUCCCAGCAGCCCUGCCCUCAGGGCCGGCAGGUGAGCUCCAUGCCAAGGUCCCAAGUGGGCAGCCCCCCAAUUUCGCCCGGUCCCCUGGGACGGGUGCGUUUGUGGGCACCCCUUCUCCCAUGCGUUUCACUUUCCCUCAGGCAGUAGGGGAGCCUUCUUCCCUAAAGCCUUCUGUCCCUCAGCCUGGUCUCCCUCCACCCCACGGGAUCAACAGCCAUUUUGGGCCCGGCCCUACUUUGGGCAAGCCUCAAAGCACAAACUACUCAGUAGCCACAGGAAACUUCCACCCAUCGGGUAGCCCCCUGGGACCCAGCACGGGGUCCACAGGAGAGGGCUAUGGGCUGUCCCCGCUGCGCCCCCCGUCAGUUCUACCACCACCUGCACCCGAUGGGUCCCUUUCCUACCCACCCCACGGAGCCUCACAGCGGGUUGGCAUCACCUCUCCAGUCGAUAAGCGAGAAGACCCAGGGGCUGGAAUGGCCAGCUCUUUGGCGGCACCUGAACUUCCAGGUACCCAAGACCCAGGCGUCUCCAGCCUCAGCCAGACAGAGCUAGAGAAGCAACGGCAGCGCCAGCGACUACGGGAGCUGCUGAUUCGGCAACAGAUCCAGCGUAACACCCUGCGGCAGGAGAAGGAAACAGCUGCAGCAGCUGCAGGAGCAGUAGGCCCCCCGGGCAGCUGGGGUGCUGAGCCCAGCAGCCCUGCCUUUGAGCAGCUGAGUCGAGGCCAGACCCCCUUCACUGGGACCCAGGAUAAGAGCAGCCUUGUAGGGCUGCCCCCAAGCAAGCUGGGUGGCCCCAUCCUAGGGCCCGGGGCUUUCCCCAGUGAUGACCGACUCUCCCGGCCACCUCCACCAGCCACCCCUUCCUCUAUGGAUGUGAAUAGCAGGCAACUGGUGGGAGGCUCCCAAGCCUUCUAUCAGCGAGCACCCUAUCCUGGGUCCCUGCCCUUACAGCAGCAGCAGCAACACCUGUGGCAGCAGCAGCAGCAAGCAACAGCAGCAAACUCCAUGAGACUUGCCAUGUCUACUCGCUUUACAUCAACUCCUGGGCCUGAACUUGGCCGCCAGGCCCUAGGUUCCCCCUUGGCAGGACUUCCCACCCGCCUGCCUGGCCCUGGCGAGCCAGUGCCUGGUCCAGCUGGCCCUGCCCAGUUCAUUGAGCUGCGGCACAAUGUACAGAAAGGACUAGGACCUGGGGGGACUCCGUUUCCUGGUCAGGGUGCCCCUCAGAGACCCCGUUUUUACCCUGUGAGUGAGGACUCCCACCGACUGGCUCCUGAAGGGCUUCGUGGUCUGGCAGUAUCAGGCCUUCCCCCGCAGAAACCCUCAGCCCCAACGGAACUGAACAAUAGCCUCCAUCCAGCAUCCCACACCAAGGCUCCCACCCUCCCCACUGGCUUGGAGCUGGUAAGCCGGCCUCCCUCGAGCACUGAGCUUGGCCGCCCCCUUCCGCUGGCCUUGGAAGCUGGGAAGUUACCCUGUGAGGACCCUGAGCUGGAUGAUGACUUUGAUGCCCACAAGGCCCUAGAGGAUGACGAGGAGCUUGCUCACCUGGGCCUGGGUGUGGAUGUGGCCAAGGGAGAUGAUGAGCUGGGCACCCUGGAAAACCUGGAGACCAAUGAUCCCCACCUGGAUGACCUGCUCAAUGGGGAUGAGUUUGACCUUCUGGCCUAUACUGACCCUGAGUUGGACACCGGGGACAAAAAGGACAUCUUCAAUGAGCACCUGAGGCUGGUCGAGUCAGCCAAUGAAAAGGCUGAGCGGGAGGCCCUGUUGCAGGGCGUAGAGCCAGGGGUCCUGGGCCCGGAGGAGCGCCCUGUCCCUGCUGCUGAUACAUCUGAGCCCCGCCUGGCACCAGUGCUCCCUGAGGUGAAGCCCAAGGUGGAGGAGGGUGGGCGCCACCCUUCCCCUUGCCAGUUCACCAUCACCACCCCCAAGGUCGAGCCAGCACCUGCCACCACUUCCCUAGGCCUGGGGCUGAAGCCCGGACAGAGUGUGAUGGGCAGCCGGGACGCACGGAUGGGCACAGGACCCUUUUCCAGCAGUGGGCACACAGCUGAAAAGGGCCCCUUUGGAGCCUCAGGAGGGCCGCCAGCUCACCUGCUGACCCCUAGCCCACUGAGUGGCCCAGGAGGGUCCUCCCUGCUGGAAAAGUUUGAGAUAGAGAGCGGGGCCCUUACCUUGCCCGGUGGACAUGCAGCAUCUGGGGAUGAGCUGGACAAGAUGGAGAGCUCACUGGUAGCCAGUGAGUUACCCCUGCUCAUUGAGGACCUGCUGGAGCAUGAGAAGAAGGAGCUGCAGAAGAAGCAGCAGCUUUCAGCACAGCUGCAGCCUGCCCAGCAGCAGCAGCAACAGCAGCACUCUCUACUAUCCACACCAGGCCCUGCCCAGGCCAUGUCUUUGCCGCAUGAGGGCUCUUCUUCCAGUUUGGCUGGGCCCCAGCAACAACUUGCCCUGGGACUUGGAGGUUCCCGACAACCAGGCUUAGCCCAACCACUGAUGCCCACCCAGCCCCCAGCACAUGCCCUUCAGCAGCGCCUGGCCCCAUCCAUGGCCAUGGUGUCAAACCAAGGGCAUAUGCUAAGUGGGCAGCAUGGAGGGCAGGCAGGCUUGGUGCCCCAGCAGAGCCCACAGCCAGUGCUGGCACAGAAGCCCAUGGGUACCAUGCCACCCUCCAUGUGCAUGAAACCCCAGCAGUUGGCGAUGCAGCAGCAGCUGGCUAACAGCUUCUUCCCAGAUACAGACCUGGACAAAUUUGCUGCAGAAGAUAUCAUUGAUCCCAUUGCAAAGGCCAAGAUGGUAGCUUUGAAAGGCAUCAAGAAGGUAAUGGCUCAGGGCAGCAUUGGAGUGGCACCUGGUAUGAACAGGCAGCAAGUGUCCUUGCUAGCCCAGAGGCUCUCAGGGGGGACCGGCAGUGAUCUGCAGAACCACGUGGCAGCUGGGAGUAGCCAGGAGCGGAAUGCCAGUGAUCCCUCCCAGGCUCGUCCCAAUCCACCCACUUUUGCCCAGGGAGUGAUCAAUGAGGCUGACCAGCGGCAGUAUGAGGAGUGGCUGUUCCAUACCCAACAGCUCCUACAGAUGCAGCUGAAGGUGUUAGAGGAGCAGAUUGGUGUGCACCGCAAGUCCCGGAAGGCUCUAUGUGCCAAGCAGCGUACUGCCAAAAAGGCUGGCCGGGAGUUCCCAGAGGCUGAUGCUGAGAAGCUCAAGCUCGUUACAGAGCAGCAGAGCAAGAUCCAGAAACAGCUGGAUCAGGUCCGGAAGCAGCAGAAGGAGCACACGAAUCUAAUGGCAGAAUAUCGGAAUAAGCAGCAGCAACAGCAGCAGCAGCAGCAGCAACAGCAACAUUCAGCCGUGUUGGCCCUUAGCCCUUCCCAGAGUCCUCGGCUACUCACCAAGCUCCCUGGUCAGCUGCUCCCUGGCCAUGCGCUGCAGCCACCACAGGGGCCCCCCGGCGGGCAAGCUGCAAGUCUUCGCCUGCCCCCAGGGGGCAUGGCACUACCUGGCCAGCCUGGCGGGCCCUUCCUCAACACCACCCUGGCCCAACAGCAGCAACAGCAACAUUCUGGUGGGGCUGGAGCCCUAGCUGGCCCCUCAGGGGGCUUUUUUCCUGGCAAUCUUGCUCUUCGUGGCCUGGGAACUGACUCGAGACUUUUGCAGGAAAGGCAGCUGCAGCUGCAGCAACAGCGCAUGCAACUUGCCCAGAAACUUCAGCAGCAGCAGCAGCAGCAGCAGCACCUCCUAGGACAGGUGGCAGUUCAACAACAGCAGCAGGGCCCAGGGGUACAGGCAAACCAGGCUCUGGGUACCAAAUCCCAGGGGCUUCUGCCUUCCAGCAGCCAUCAGGGCCUCUUGGUCCAGCAGCUGUCCCCUCAACCACCCCAGGGGCCCCAGGGCAUGCUGGGCCCUGCCCAGGUAGCAGUGUUGCAGCAGCAGCAACAGCAGCAGCAGCAGCAACAGCAUCCUGGAGCUUUGGGCUCCCAAGGUCCUCACAGGCAGGUGCUUCUGACCCAGUCCCGGGUGCCGAAUUCCCCUCAGUUGGCACAGCAGAAUCAGGGCCCUAUGGGACACCGGCUGGUCACAGCCCAGCAGCAGCAGCAGCAGCAGCAGCAGCAGCAGCAACAGCAACAGCAGCACCAACAGCAGGGAUCCAUGGCAGGACUUUCUCAUCUUCAGCAGGGUCUGUUGCCACAUAGUGGGCAGCCCAAACUUAGCUCUCAGCCAAUGUCGUCCUUACAGCAACAGCAACUACAACAGCAGCUACAACAGCAACAGCAGCAGCUACAGCAGCAGCAGCAGCAGCUACAACAGCAGCAGCAGCUACAGCAGCAGCAGCAGCAGCUACAGCAGCAGCAGCAGCAGCUACAGCAGCAGCAACAGCUACAGCAGCAGCAGCAGCUACAGCAGCAGCAGCAGCAGCAGCUACAACAGCAGCAGCAGCAGCAGCUACAACAGCAGCAGCAACAGCAGCAGCAGAUAGGCCUCUUAAAUCCAAGUCGAACUUUACUGUCUCCUCAGCAGCAGCAGCAGCAGCAACAGCAGCAGCAACAGCAGCAGCAGCAGGUGACACUUGGUCCUGGAAUGCCAGCCAAGCCUCUGCAACACUUUUCUAGCCCUGGAGCCCUGGGCCCAACCCUUCUCCUGGCAGGCAAGGAGCAAAGCAUUGUAGAGACCGCUCUUCCUCCAGAGGCCACUGAGGUACCCUCCACACAUCAGGGAGGGCCAGGAGCAAUAGGGACUGUACCUGAGGCAGUAGCCGUUGAACCAGGGGAAGUAAAGCCCUCACUCUCGGGGGACUCACAACUCCUGCUUGUCCAACCCCAGGCCCAGCCUCAGCCCAACUCUGUGCCGCUGCAGCCACCUCUGAGGCUCCCAGGACAGCAGCAGCAGCAGCAGCAGCAGCAGCAGCAAGUAAACUUGCUCCACACAGCAGGUGUGGGAAGCCAUGGGCAACCAAACAGUGGAUCAUCUUCAGAGGCCUCUUCUAUGCCACACCUGCUGGCCCAAUCCUCUGUUUCCUUAGGGGAGCAGUCUGGGCCCAUGACUCAGAACCUUCUGGGCUCACAACAGCCCCUUGGACUAGAGCGGCCCUUGUCAAAUAAUGCAGGGCCACAGUCUGCCAAACUGGGAUCUGUCCCCCAAUCUGGGCAGGGCCUGCCUGGGGCUGGAGUCAUGCCCACAGUGGGUCAGCUUCGAGCACAGCUCCAAGGAGUUUUGGCCAAAAACCCACAGUUGCGGCACUUGAGUCCUCAGCAGCAGCAGCAGCUACAGGCACUCCUCAUGCAGCGGCAGCUACAGCAGAGUCAGGCAGUACGCCAGACCCCACCCUAUCAGGAUCCUGGGACCCAGCCCUCUUCCCUCCAGGGCCUCCUAGGCCGUCAACCCCAACUUGGGGGCUUCUCUGGAUCGCAGACAGGUCCCCUCCAGGAGUUAGGGGCAGGGCUUCGACCUCAGGGCCCAGCCCGGCUCCCUGCCCCACAAGGAGCCUUAUCAACUGGACCAGUCCUUGGUCCUGUCCAUCCCACACCCCCACCAUCCAGCCCACAAGAGCCAAAGAGACCUUCACAAUUACCAUCCCCCAGCUCCCAGCUCCCCUCUGAGGCCCAGCUUCCUCCUACCCAGCCAGGGACCCCAAAACCCCAGGGGCCACCCUUGGAGCUGCCUCCUGGGAGGGUCUCACCUGCUGCUGCCCAGCUUGCAGAGACCUUCUUUGGCAAGGGGCUGGGACCUUGGGAUCCCCCAGACAACCCAGCAGAAGCCCAGAAGCCGGAGCAGAGCAGCCUGGCACCUGGGCAUCUGGAGCAGGUGAAUGGACAGGCAGUGCCAGAGCCAUCCCAGCUCAGCAUCAAGCAGGAGCCUCGGGAAGAGCCGUGUGCCCUGGGAGCCCAGGUGGUGAAGAGGGAGGCCAAUGGGGAGCCAAUAGGGGCACCAGGUACCAGCAACCACCUUCUGCUGGCAGGCCCCCGCUCAGAGGCUGGGCAUCUGCUCUUGCAGAAGCUUCUACGGGCAAAGAAUGUGCAACUCAGCACUGGGCGGGGGCCUGAGGGUCUGCGAGCGGAGAUCAACGGGCACAUUGACAGCAAGUUGGCUGGGCUGGAGCAGAAACUACAGGGUACCCCGAGCAAUAAGGAGGAUACGGCAGCCAGGAAGCCUUUGACACCGAAGCCCAAGAGGGUACAGAAGGCAAGCGACAGGUUGGUGAGCUCCCGAAAGAAGCUGCGGAAGGAGGACGGGGUCAGGGCCAGCGAGGCCUUGCUGAAACAGCUAAAACAGGAGCUGUCCCUGCUGCCCCUAACGGAGCCUACCAUCACCGCCAAUUUUAGCCUCUUUGCUCCCUUUGGCAGUGGCUGCCCAAUCAAUGGACAGUGCCAGCUGAGGGGGGCCUUUGGAAGUGGGGUGCUGCCCACUGGCCCUGACUACUAUUCCCAGCUGCUUACCAAGAAUAACCUGAGUAACCCGCCGACACCACCCUCGUCGCUGCCCCCCACCCCACCCCCAUCGGUGCAGCAGAAGAUGGUGAAUGGUGUCACUCCAUCUGAAGAGCUGGGGGAGCACCCCAAGGACACUGCCUCUGCCCGGGAUACUGAAGGGACACUGAGGGAUGCUUCAGAGGUGAAGAGUCUAGACCUGCUGGCCGCUUUGCCUACACCCCCUCACAAUCAGACUGAGGAUGUCAGGAUGGAGAGUGAUGACGACAGUGAUUCUCCUGACAGCAUUGUGCCAGCUUCAUCCCCUGAGAGCAUCCUGGGGGAGGAAGCACCUCGUUUCCCUCAGCUGGGCUCAGGCCGAUGGGAGCAGGAAGACCGGGCGCUCUCUCCUGUCAUCCCCAUCAUUCCUCGGGCCAGCAUUCCAGUCUUCCCAGAUACGAAACCGUAUGGGGCCCUGGACCUGGAGGCCCCUGGAAAACUGCCUGCCACAGCUUGGGAAAAGGGCAAAGGAAGUGAGGUGUCAGUCAUGCUGACAGUCUCUGCUGCUGCAGCCAAGAACCUGAAUGGUGUGAUGGUGGCAGUGGCGGAGCUGCUAAGCAUGAAGAUUCCCAACUCCUAUGAGGUGCUGUUCCCAGAGAGUCCUGCCCGGGCAGGCAUUGAGCCUAAGAAGGGGGAAGCUGAGGGCCCUGGUGGGAAGGAAAAGGGUCUGGGAGGCAAGAACCCAGAAGCAGGCCCUGACUGGCUGAAGCAGUUUGAUGCAGUGUUGCCUGGCUAUACUCUCAAGAGCCAGCUAGACAUCUUGAGCCUCCUGAAACAGGAGAGCCCUGCCCCAGAGCCACCCACCCAACACAGCUACACCUACAAUGUCUCUAAUCUGGACGUUCGACAGCUCUCAGCCCCGCCUCCUGAAGAACCCUCCCCUCCCCCAUCCCCCUUGGCACCCUCUCCUGCCAGCCCCCCAGCUGAACCCCUGGUUGAACUCCCAGCUGAACCCUUAGUUGAGCCACCAGUCCCCUCACCUUUGCCUUUGGCCUCAUCCCCUGAGUCUGCCCGGCCCAAGCCCCGAGCCCGGCCCCCUGAGGAAGGUGAAGAUUCCCGGCCCCCUCGGCUCAAGAAGUGGAAAGGGGUGCGCUGGAAGCGGCUGCGGCUACUGCUGACCAUCCAAAAGGGCAGUGGGCAGCAGGAGGAUGAGCGGGAAGUGGCAGAGUUUAUGGAACAGUUUGGCACAGCCUUGCGACCUGACAAGGUGCCUCGGGACAUGCGGCGCUGCUGCUUCUGUCAUGAGGAGGGCGAUGGGGCCACUGAUGGGCCCGCGCGCUUGCUGAACCUGGACCUGGACCUGUGGGUGCACCUCAACUGUGCCCUGUGGUCCACGGAGGUCUAUGAGACCCAGGGCGGGGCACUGAUGAAUGUGGAGGUGGCCCUGCACCGAGGACUGCUAACCAAGUGCUCCUUGUGCCAGCGCACCGGUGCCACCAGCAGCUGCAAUCGUAUGCGUUGUCCCAACGUCUACCAUUUUGCCUGCGCCAUCCGCGCCAAGUGCAUGUUCUUUAAGGACAAGACCAUGCUGUGUCCAAUGCAUAAGAUCAAAGGGCCCUGUGAGCAAGAGCUGAGCUCUUUUGCUGUCUUCCGGCGGGUCUACAUUGAGCGGGAUGAGGUGAAGCAAAUCGCUAGCAUCAUCCAGCGGGGAGAGCGGCUGCACAUGUUCCGGGUGGGAGGCCUUGUGUUCCACGCCAUUGGACAGCUGCUUCCUCACCAGAUGGCCGACUUCCACAGUGCCACUGCCCUUUAUCCAGUGGGCUACGAGGCCACACGCAUCUACUGGAGCCUCCGCACCAACAACCGCCGCUGCUGCUAUCGCUGUUCUAUCGGUGAGAACAACGGGCGGCCAGAGUUCGUAAUCAAAGUCAUCGAGCAGGGCCUGGAGGACCUGGUUUUCAUCGACGCCUCUCCCCAGGCUGUGUGGAAUCGCAUCAUUGAACCUGUGGCUGCCAUGAGAAAAGAGGCUGACAUGCUGCGGCUCUUCCCUGAGUAUCUGAAAGGCGAGGAGCUCUUCGGGCUGACGGUGCACGCUGUGCUGCGCAUAGCUGAAUCACUGCCUGGAGUGGAGAGCUGUCAAAACUAUUUAUUUCGUUAUGGACGCCACCCCCUAAUGGAGCUACCACUCAUGAUCAACCCCACUGGUUGUGCCCGGUCAGAGCCUAAAAUCCUCACACACUACAAACGCGUUUUCACAUCCAUUAUCUCAUUUGAUCCUCACAACAACCUUAUGAGGCCCCACACCCUGAACAGCACCAGCAUGUCCAAGGCAUAUCAGAGCACCUUCACAGGCGAGACUAACACCCCGUACAGCAAGCAGUUUGUGCACUCCAAGUCAUCUCAGUACCGGCGGCUGCGCACUGAGUGGAAGAACAAUGUGUACCUGGCUCGCUCCCGCAUCCAGGGCCUGGGGCUCUAUGCAGCUAAGGACCUAGAAAAGCACACAAUGGUUAUUGAGUACAUUGGCACCAUCAUUCGCAAUGAGGUGGCCAACCGACGGGAGAAAAUCUAUGAGGAGCAGAAUCGAGGCAUCUACAUGUUCCGGAUAAACAACGAGCAUGUGAUUGAUGCUACAUUGACCGGAGGCCCUGCCAGGUACAUUAAUCAUUCCUGUGCCCCUAACUGUGUGGCGGAAGUUGUGACAUUUGACAAGGAGGAUAAAAUCAUCAUCAUCUCCAGCCGGCGAAUCCCCAAGGGAGAGGAGCUGACCUAUGACUAUCAGUUUGACUUUGAGGACGAUCAGCACAAGAUCCCCUGCCACUGUGGAGCCUGGAAUUGUCGGAAAUGGAUGAACUAAAAAGCUUUGAGGCUACCAGGCAGGGGAGUCCCUCCACCCCCAACCUCUUCCCUGAAAGGGAUGAGGGGGAAGAGAGGUAGCGGCCAGAGCCAGGACCCAGGGCUGGGGCUGCCGGCUGACCGGAGCCCCUGGAGCAGGAGGCUGGGGCAGAGGGCCCUAGGCCAAGCCCACCCUGGGCACCAGGGACAACCCUCUUCCCCGCCACCGGCCCCCAGGCUGGCAUCUCUGCCCCCAGCUCCAGGAGGGGCCAGACAGAAGCAGCCAUUGGGCAUCUCAGGUUUGAGGGGGAUAUGGGCCGGGAACUACCCAGAAGCAUCUGGGAGGCAGCAGGGAGGGGGGAGGAGGAUGUGUGGCCGGGCCUCACAGCCCUGCUGCUCCCACCGACCUCUCCGGCCCAACUCAAGGCUGCAAAGAGACUUGACUAAGCUUGACAAUCCCAAAGGCCGGGUCCCACACCUGGCCCUGCCUGCCGGGUCCUGCCCCCACCCUCACCCCCCAUCCCCCUUCCUUCUCAGUCUGUCUCUGUCUCCCUUUCUCCUCUGUGUUUCUGUCUCUCUAUGGGUUUUGUUUCCUUGUUUUCCACUCUGACAAAUGCAACAUGAACGGGAAAGAGGUGCCCAGCUGCCCAGGAGGGCAAGCCAGGCAAGCCGGGCAAGCCGGGCAAGGAGACCCCGCACCCACACCUACCUCAUUUAAGUGUUGGAUUUUUUGCUGUUUUGAAAUGUGAGACCCUCUCCAAGCCCCCUACUGCCCCAACCCUCUCCCCCACCUCACUGCCCUCUUCUGAGUGGGUGGAAGGGGGGUAGGAGGAGGAAGAAAAAACAACAACAAAAAAUCCAUCUUUGUUUUUAAUUCUGGGCAUGGGAUGGCGGUUGAGGCUAAUGAUGAUGAAGAUUGGGGAUGACUGGCCCCUAGUUGCUCUAGGACUUCCUUCUCCAUCUGGACAUGGGGGCAGGAGGGAUGUGCUAAACCUAGGACCAGGAUAUCACCCUCCUGUUUUCCCAACCCCAUCAUGAGCCCAUUUGCCCUCCAGCCCCUGGAUGGGGUGGGUGGGUGGUAGGGUGAGGGCUAUCCCUGAGUGGCAUGCCCAUACCCAGUGAGGCAGGGUGUGGCCCAGAGCUCCCACUUUUCCCUCAGUCACCAAACUGCUGCUGGUCUGGUGGGAAGGGGUGGUGAUGUGGGGGUGGGGAGCUUAGUGUCAGCGCGGGGAGGGUGGGGGGUAUUUAUCUAUUUAUACAUGGGAUUGUACAUAGUCUUGUGGGGCAUGGGGGAGCCGGCUGGAGGUGAGAACCCUCCCCUCUCCCCCAACCCCCGGGGAGAGCAAAUGUAAAACUACUAAUUUUUGUGCUUUAUAUAUUCUAUAUAAAUAUAUCUAUUUUCUUUUUACAAAACCAGUUUAUAAAUGGUAGGGGGGCGUGGGGCGGACACAUGGAGCUCCCCUUGUGGGGGGGCCCCCUCCAUUACCCAACCUACCGCCCUUUUCCUCACCCCCUCCUCCCCACCCCCUGGCUGUGACUGCUGUAAGGUGGGGGUAUAAGAGGCUGGGCAAUUCCCACCCCUAUUGUAUAGUUGGACUAUGUUAUAACGCACAAAAGUGAGCUGGCCCCAGGGGGAGCCAGAGGGUGAUGGGUUCCCUGCCUCCCUUUCCUUCCCCUUUCUGCCCAAGCUUGUGCUGCAGUUGAACCUCUUCCUGGGAUAGGGGUAGAUCAGGGGGUGGGUGAGGCCCCAGACCCCUGUGUGGUAGGGAGCCUUGGGGAUGAAGAUGAAGCUUAUAUGCAGUUCUCUCCUAGGGGCUGUGGGCAAAGGGCAUUUUGUAAUUAAUAUUUUCAAGAAUCAAAUGUCUGGAGUGUAAGGAUGGGCUUGGUGGUUGGUGGUGGAUGGGCGGGCCUGCUGGAGGGGGAGCACGGUCGCUGUUGUGAUUUUAGGUUUGUUUUUGUUUUGUUUUUGAAUUUGGGGGGUUGCGGAUUGAUGGGGGUAGGGAGAUUUUUUUUUAAGCUGCUUCCUCAACUGUUUCAAGCUGCAAAUGUUAAGAGAAUGACAUCCCUCCACCCUCACAGAAACCACUGUAAUUAAAUCAGACAGUGGGGAGACUGGGCUGCUGCCCCCAAAGCCAUUGGAUGUUCCUUUUCCAAGAGCAAAAGGUCUAGGCUACAGGGAGGGGGAGGUUGGCUCCUGUAAGUCAGGCUCUGGUUGGGGCCUGGGCCCUGGGACUGGGAAAAGGGGAGGGGGCAGACUUUGUAAGCAUAUGCUAGGUAUCCAAUAGUCCUGUAGAAUUUAGUGAAAAAACCUUAUACACUUUUUAAUUUUUAUAUAAACUAACUCAGACCCAAGCUACAAGGUUGGAAUUUUGGUUGUUGGUUUUUUUUUUUUUAAGUACCCCGCCUGUAUAAUUGCAUCAGAAUUCCCUCCUCCCUCCUCCCCCCCCAUGUUUGUAUUUUGGGUUGGUUUACACUUGCACAUAUUCAGUUUUCAGUUUUCCCCUUUACAGUCUUCUCCCCUCACCUCCAGGACCCUCCCCCUUUUUAAAAAAUAAAUCGCUGACAAGUGUGAAUCCCGUGAAGACUUUAUUUUGUGUUGUGUGUAUCCUGUACAGCAAGGUUGGUCCUUCGUAACAGCGGAUGAAAUGAUUCCCCUUUUUAAAGCGCCCUCUCUCCCUCCACCCCCAGCUCCCCUGUCCUUGGCAUGUUUUGUAUCAGCGAUCAUUCUGAACUGUACAUAAUUUAUGUUGCAAGAGGCAAAGGGCAAGUUUUGGAUUUUGCUUCUUCCAAGUUUGUUUUUAAACGACAAAUAAAAAAAGAACAUUUUAAAUAACAA